This is a messenger RNA of Teleopsis dalmanni, 1012 nucleotides long. RefSeq lists its product as uncharacterized. The transcript is spliced from 5 exons. The record is from RefSeq and is a predicted model, not a curated record. The coding region runs from base 122 to 505 and encodes 127 amino acids. NCBI's taxonomy places the organism in Eukaryota, Metazoa, Arthropoda, Insecta, Diptera, Diopsidae.
UUUUGUUGACAAAUGCGAUAUCCUUUCAAGAAUUACAAAAUUUAACAGCUUUUUGGACUGACUGAAAUUUAAGUAAUCUUGAACCAUUUUUACCAAAUUUUGAAUUGAGCAAUUUGAUAGAAUGUGGGGUGCGAGUGACAUUGAUACUAAAGAGAAGCCACAUCGCCAAACCUUUCCUAUGCAUAGGGAACUAUCUGGUGAUGCUGGAAGUUUGAGGAUUAUUCCUGCAAGUCGGCCGAUCUUUACAGAGGAACGCUUAACAGAAAUUAUUAAAUUAACCCAACCUAAAAAGUACUUUUUUAGUGCGUUGAAAGAGUUAGCUAUUUUGACAUUAAAGGUGUUUAUCGUAGAGCCAAUCACAAAGAUAUUUAAGAGCAUAUAUCGGCCAAUAGAAUUUAUUUGGAUGGUAAUGGAAAGAGUGGAGCAACGCGUAGAGACCAUCGAACGCCUUGAGCGCGAAGCUGAAGAAUAUUACAACCAAAUACACUUACUCACACAACAAUAAAAAGAAACCUUUCCAUUAUGCAUAUAUACCUUAGUUAUAUAUGCAUAAACUCAAGAUAAUACUAAAUGCCGACUUUCACACAAAAACAUGGGACUUUUUUAAACUCUUCUAUAUUCUAUAUUAAAAAAUAACAAAGUCUAUGCACCAACAAAUCGUUUCAGAAAUAGAACACCACAAAGGCUCCUUUAGUUGAAAAUCAAUAUGAAUUAAUGGAUAUUAUUGUAGAAAAAAAAAUGUGGAUAUGUGGAUAUGUGGGGCUUCUAAAGUAUAAAUAAUUGGAGAUUAGAUACUAUACAUUUAAAUAAAUUAUUUGUUUUGUGAAGAUGAUGCACUUCAACUUUGACAUACAUUUCUUGAUGGACUAAAUUAGAAAUAUUAAAGUUUUUAUUGGCUCUAAUCAAAUAUAUUUCGGACUUGGAUUGAUAUUCUUUAAAUGUGACAAACUAAAAAUAGAAAACUAUUUACUUCUUGUGGAAGAAUAUAUUUUGGAUUUUUAAGACAAUGAUA